Messenger RNA from Ipomoea triloba (trilobed morning glory), 1476 nucleotides. RefSeq names its product myb-related protein 306-like. The record is from RefSeq and is a predicted model, not a curated record. The transcript has 3 exons. NCBI's taxonomy places the organism in Eukaryota, Viridiplantae, Streptophyta, Magnoliopsida, Solanales, Convolvulaceae. Bases 126 to 1118 code for a protein of 330 amino acids. Gene Ontology annotation, biological process: response to auxin.
UGCUUGGCUCAACCAUUUCUCCACAGAGGGGAGAAAAAGGAAUUCCCUAAGAGGAGAGGAGAGAAGAGUAGUAAAAAUAUAUAUAGAAAGUGAAUUAUAUAGGAAGCUUGAGAUCAUAGGGCUAAAUGGGAAGGCCCCCUUGCUGUGAUAAAGUUGGUGUGAAGAAAGGGCCAUGGACUCCUGAAGAGGAUAUCAUUUUGGUUUCUUAUAUCCAAGAACAUGGUCCAGGCAACUGGAGAGCUGUUCCUACUAAUACUGGGUUGCUUAGGUGCAGCAAGAGCUGUCGGCUCCGGUGGACUAACUAUCUCCGCCCGGGAAUCAAACGCGGCAACUUCACUGAACAAGAGGAGAAGAUGAUUAUUCACCUCCAAGCCCUUCUUGGCAAUCGAUGGGCAGCCAUAGCUUCAUACCUUCCUCAAAGGACUGAUAAUGACAUCAAGAAUUACUGGAACACCCAUCUGAAGAAGAAGCUGAAGAAGAUGCAAGGGGAAGAUGGUGCAGAGAGCAGUGGGGGACAAGAUGGGAAUUCUUCAUCAUCUUCUCACCACUCAAUCUCAAAGGGCCAGUGGGAGAGAAGGCUCCAAACUGAUAUCCACUUGGCCAAACAAGCUCUCUGUGAGGCUUUAUCCAUGGACAAAUCCAAGCCGGUUCUGUCUGCCGGCGGUUCAUCCAACCCGGCGACUGUCCCGGUCCAGACCGGUCCCUACGCUUCAAGCGCUGAAAACAUCGCGAGGCUGCUGGAGAGCUGGGUGAAAAACAACGGACCGACCCGGUCCAACUCGGAGACCACCGUUACUCAAACCGGGUUUGCCGGUUCGACCUCUAGCCCGAGCGAGGCCACCUUUGACCACUCCCUCUUCAGCUUCAACUCAACAUGCAACAACUCCGAAGCUCUGUCCGCUGUCGAGAGCAAGCCCGUGUUCGCACGCGCCGCCGUGGCCCCACCCACCUUCCUGACCCAACCCAAGCCCAACAAUUACAAUAUUGCCCCUCCUGAGACUCAAAUGCCCUUGACCCUGCUGGAAAAUUGGCUCUUUGAUGACGCUGCCAAUGUUCAACCCCAAGAGGGCAUAAUGGGAAUGCCAGUGCCCUUAGCCGGAACUGCCGAGUUGUUUUGAACAGAUAUAUACACAUAACGGCGUGUAUAUGUGUUCCAAACAACUUAAUCAAUUAAUAGGUUAAUCUUAAUGUUACUUUGUUAAUUAGGGUUUAAGUGAGAUAUAUAUAUAUAUAUCUCUAUAUCAAUAUCUAUAUUAUAGGUUUUACUUAGCUAGUUACCAUUACCUUGAGUAGCAACUUCUGCUGGACCCAAAAAAAAAGAAGAAGUGUAAAUUAAAGGAAAUACUUUAGUAUUUCUAUAUAGUAAAAUGGAAAUAAUAAUAAUAAUAGAGUCCUCUUGUGCUAGGAUAGGUGCUUAAACUGUUUGUAACUUGUGUUACCUUUCAGUGCAAUGAGAACUAGUUUUCUUAUAUCUUA